AUGGCUCAUGAUGACAUGUUCGAUGAUGAAAAUGAUCAUUUGGAUAAGGAUGAUAGAGAUGACGAGCCAUCAAAAGAUAGAAUAUAUGAUUUCAUUCCGAAGGGAAUGAUUAAAAGGAGGACCUUCGAAGGUGAAAGACCAGGGUUAAAGCUACGAGCCUGCAUAAGAUGCCGUUUAAUAAUGACAGAGGAUCAGUUUUAUGAGAAUGGCUGUGGAAAUUGCACACAUUUACAAAUGGACGGGGAUAGAAGGCGUACUUUAGAUUGUACAAGUUCAAAUUUUAGUGGAUUUUUGUCAAUUAUGGACCCGGAGAAGUCGUGGUCCGCAAAAUACAACAAUUUAAUUAAUCUAAUACCUGGAUGCUAUGCUAUAUCGGUCAAUGGCACACUACCAGAAUCAAUUAACGAUGACCUGCUCGACUAA
Molecule: messenger RNA, 423 nt
Organism: Theileria orientalis strain Shintoku
Lineage: Eukaryota; Apicomplexa; Aconoidasida; Piroplasmida; Theileriidae
Product: transcription factor
Exons: 5
Coding region: 1-423 (140 amino acids)
Biological process (GO): mRNA processing; regulation of transcription elongation by RNA polymerase II; chromatin organization
Cellular component (GO): DSIF complex; nucleus
Molecular function (GO): zinc ion binding; RNA polymerase II complex binding
Source: RefSeq, a predicted model, not a curated record